GCUAACACAUGGGAGGCGAUAGUCGAGGGGUCACACUUGUUUUGGAAGAACAAGACAAAAAUUGCUCGUCAUUCGAAGUAGGCGAUUCGCUAAAUUUUUCAAAAACCCUUCAAAUUCAACGCAUUAUAUAUCCCCUCUCGAGAAGCGCCCGCAUCAUGUUCGGAAGACAAAGUGGACUGGGCAGUUCCAGCAACAGCAGCAACCUGGUGGAGUUCCGUGCCGGUCGCAUGAACAUGGUUGGCAAGAUGGUUCAUCCGGACUCGCGCAAGGGCCUGGUCUACAUGACCCAGAGCGACGAUGGCCUGAUGCACUUUUGCUGGAAGGAUCGAACCUCAGGCAAAAUUGAGGACGAUCUCAUCGUCUUCCCGGACGACUUUGAGUACAAGCGCGUGGACCAAUGCAAGACGGGCCGCGUCUAUGUGCUCAAGUUCAAGUCCUCGACGCGCCGCAUGUUCUUCUGGAUGCAGGAACCGAAGACGGACAAGGACGAGGAGCACUGUCGCCGCAUCAACGAGCUGCUAAACAACCCCCCCUCCGCCCACCAGCGCGGCGGGGGCGGCAGCAACGACGGCGACCUCCAGUACAUGUUAAACAACAUGUCGCAGCAGCAGCUGAUGCAGCUCUUCGGAGGCGUCGGCCAGAUGGGCGGUCUCAGCUCACUGCUGGGCCAAAUGAACUCACGUACGCCCUCGUCGCGCAACACCUCCUCAUCGGGUGGCGGUGGUGCCUCGGCCUUACACCCCGAGAAUGUCAGUGUGCCUCGCACUCCGACCGCCCCAUCCAAAUCGGGCAGUAGUCGCAGCAGCAGCAACGUGAACUCGCAGGCAGGAGAGGCUGCCGGCAGUGCCGGCUCCUCCGUUGAUGCGGAUGCCUCCGGACGAUCCCUGAACAUUGACUUGUCGACGGCGCUGUCCGGCGCCGAGGCCAUCAACCAGCUCAUUGCAGAUCCGGAGCGGGUCAAGUCGCUGAUCGUACACCUGCCCGAGUCGGAGGAUGCGGACGAGGAUCGCAAGCAGCAGAUCAAGGACCACAUCACCUCCCCGCAGUUCCAGCAGGCCCUCGCCCAGUUCUCAAAUGCUCUGCAAUCGGCCCAGCUGGGACCGGUGGUGAAGCAGUUCGAGCUGUCCAACGAAGCGGUGGCUGCCGCCUUCUCCGGCAACUUGGAGGACUUUGUGCGAGCUCUGGAGAAGAGUCUCCCAGCCGGUGCCACCAUGGGUGGCGAACCUUCGGCCAGCGAGAAGAAGGGCGACGCGGAAACUCCUGCUUCAGUGGAUGAGAACACCGAUCCCGCUGCUGAAAAGCAGGAGGAGAAACAAAAAUAGCUUUAACUUGCGUCCCAACAUCUAUUAAAGUGCGUUCGAAAGCUUAUUUUUUCAUGUAUUAAGUAUUCUUUGAUUCUGAAUAAAUUAACAAGGGAGUUACAGAUGCAUUAAA
Molecule: messenger RNA, 1434 nt
Organism: Drosophila suzukii
Lineage: Eukaryota; Metazoa; Arthropoda; Insecta; Diptera; Drosophilidae
Gene: Rpn13
Product: regulatory particle non-ATPase 13
Cellular component (GO): nucleus; cytoplasm; proteasome regulatory particle, lid subcomplex
Molecular function (GO): proteasome binding; endopeptidase activator activity
Source: RefSeq, a predicted model, not a curated record